Messenger RNA from Paramecium tetraurelia, 1824 nucleotides. RefSeq lists its product as uncharacterized. The record is from RefSeq and is a predicted model, not a curated record. Lineage: Eukaryota; Ciliophora; Oligohymenophorea; Peniculida; Parameciidae. The transcript has 6 exons. Gene Ontology annotation, cellular component: nucleus. Gene Ontology annotation, biological process: reciprocal meiotic recombination. Gene Ontology annotation, molecular function: double-stranded DNA binding.
AUGUUAAUUGCAUUAAAAAAAGGUUUAUAAAAGUUAGAUCUAUUUGGCCAAACAAUAACCCUAAAUAUGAAUAGAAAUGACCUUUAUACAACAUCUUUUGGAGGAAUUUCUUCUAUUCUAAUAAUAUGCCUUUUAAGUCUAAUAUUUUCUUCUAAUAUCAUAUCAUUCUUUUAAAAACAAAAUAUCUACCAUGGAAGCGAAGUUGUUUUUUCAAAUGAUCCUGGACUUAUUGAAAUGAAUGAAAGGAAUUCAAUGAUUGCGAUUUCAAUAGAUUAAACUAAUUUUACUAUAACUCCAUACUUUGAUAUUUCGUUAGAACAAAGCAUACUUAGAAUAUAUGUUAGAAAUUUAAACGGUACAAUAGACAAAUAAACUAUAGAAAUUCCUUUACAACCAUGUACAUUAGAUCGUUUUAAUAAUAUUUUUUCAGAUGAAGGAAUAGAUUUCACAACUUAAUUCAAUUUCUAGGGAAUUGGAAAUAUGUUAUGCCCAAUAGAAAACUUUACUUAUCAUCUUGAAGGAACAUAUUCGAGCGAAGUCUUUAAAUUUUUAAAAAUCGUUGUAAAAAGCUGUAAGAGUUCUGAAAUAAUCAAUAAUAAUAUUUCGUGGAAUCCUACUUGUGCUUCUGACUUGGAUAGAUAAAAUUACUUAAAUGAAAACAGUCAAUUUAAAUUGUAAAUAAUUUAAAUUAAUACUGUAAUAAAUCCGUAAAAUUCUGAAAAUUACAAAACAAUUUUUAUUGAUAGCGACAUGUAUUUUCCCUUUGUUCCCCAUAAAUUGGCUAGAUUGGCUAAUAUAUUUUAUAGAAAUGUCAUAAUAAAUAAUGAUAAUAGUUUAUUACCAUUAGAAAAAAUAGAUAAAGAAGAAAUUAUAGUGAGGAAAGCAGAAGACUAUCGUGAUUUAACUGAAUUAGGAAGAGACACAGAUGAUAAUUAUGCAAUUGUAUAUUUAAGAAGAAGUCCUUUUACAGAAAUAGUAAGUAGAAGGUUCUAAAAGAUAGGAGAACUACUUUCUUACUUGGGUGGAUUUAUGUAAAUUAUGAAAGUUCUAUUUGGGUUUUUGAUAGCCUUUUAUAAUAGAACCUCAAUGCUUAUAGAGUUGGCAAACAAAUUAUAUGAUUUUAAAGAUGAAAAGGAUGUCAAAAAAUUAAAGACGAUUAACACUCUCUAAUAUAUAGAACAUAUCUCAUCUCCUGUUGACGUAUUUUAAAUAAAUGGAAAUUAAUAAAACCAAAAUCAAGAUCUCUCAAAUAUUGAGUGGAAGGAUUAUUUAGGUAAAUUGGUUUAAAAAUCUGAUCCUAUUAAAUUCAAUUUUAAGUUAUUAAUUAAUCAAUUAACAUUUGGAUUUUGUUUUAAAGAUAAAAAUUCUCAAUUUUUAGAAAAAGCUAUUGAAAAGAUAAACAAUGAAUUGGAUCUGCACACGAUAUUUUAUUAAUUACAUGAAAUAAGUAAACUAAAACAAGUUUUAUUAAGAAAAUCCUAGGUAAUUUUAUUUAACUUUUCUCCUAAACCUAUCAUCACUUUAGGCAUUGAUUAGGUUAUUCCUUCCAGGCUCAGUAUUAAGGAUAGCAAGAGAAUAUCUCACAUUUAGAAAUCUGAAGAGGAAUAUAUAAAUGAAGAACUGUUUUCUAAGUUAUAAUAAGCUUACAAAGAUAUCUUAAACGAAAUAAACCAGAAUCCUACCAACUUAUGUUAAACGAAUAUAAAUCUAAAGUUAACUCAGCUCAUUGGAUAGGAUAUUAUGAAAUUAAUCCAACCGUUCCAACAAAGAAGAAAUGCUUUCAAAUUAUUAGAUUCAAAUUUAAAUCAAGAAACAGAAUUAUGA